CUAGUCGUCUCCACCCAUUUAUCAUUGAACCCCGCCACGUCUCUAAAUUCUCAACCUCUCCACAUUCCGCCAUGAAAAAGGCCUCUCUAUAACUGCAACUGAUCUCCUCUCUCUUUCUCUCUGUUUCUUUUCCUGCAAAAUUUGGACAGAGAACAGAGAGCUUUCUAGCCUCUGUAGCAUGAGAUUUCACUUGGGUUUGGGCUCAAAGGCCAAAAGGUUUCUCCUUUCUUCGCGUGCCAAGAAGAAGAAGUUGAAUGGGGAGAACCCAAUUGGGGAAUUUGGGUUUAAUAGCAAAUCAGUUGUGGACUCUGGAUUUGAGCACUCAGGAUUUGGUGGUAAAGAGGAAAGCUUCUUUGACUCUGAGGCAUGGUUUGAUUCUGAUUGUGAAGAUGAUUUCUUCAGUGUUAAUGGAGACUUUACUCCUUCUUGUGGUAAUACUCCAAACCAUCAGCUAAGCAUCCCCACAUCUCCUCAAGUGAACAAAUCCCUAAAUCCCCCCACACAUCCAGACUCCAAAUCAGAACUUUCUCCACACGACGGUAAAAAGAAACUCUUUGACCUUCUUCAAGAGAGUGUCCGACAUGCUGAUACGAACAAAAACACAGAUGAUAGGAAACUGGAUAACGGCCAACCUUUAAAAUCUUUUCAAGAAAGUCCUUAUCUUUCUGGAACUAACUCCGUUUGGAGCAGUGAACUGACUCCGAGUGGAGAUUCAAAUUACAAGAAAGAGAGAGCUGGGAGGCAUAAACACUGUUGCUUUCCUGGCUUGACGCCAAGCCGUAGUUUCAGUGAGAGGAGGAAGCAGAAGAUGAGCCCAGCUCGAGUAAAUGAAAGCAGAUAAUAGGCGGUAUGAUUAUUGUUCUUAAUUUUCUUUAAGCUGUUGUUUUUAUAAAAAUAAUACUAUUAAUAACGAGAUUCAAGAGAAAAGACGUAAUGUGUGUGAAAGUUUGUAGAGAGGGAAGAAAAUAAUGGUUUUCUGUAUGUUAUGUUCUUUACCUUUUAAGGUGUAGAGAUACCCAUGUAGCAGAAAUCAAGAAGCUUUACAUGAAAUUGGUAGAUUUGAAUUUUUA
Molecule: messenger RNA, 1070 nt
Organism: Asparagus officinalis (garden asparagus)
Lineage: Eukaryota; Viridiplantae; Streptophyta; Magnoliopsida; Asparagales; Asparagaceae
Exons: 3
Coding region: 179-841 (220 amino acids)
Source: RefSeq, a predicted model, not a curated record